Molecule: messenger RNA, 5566 nt
Organism: Centropristis striata (black sea bass)
Lineage: Eukaryota; Metazoa; Chordata; Actinopteri; Perciformes; Serranidae
Gene: ubash3bb
Product: ubiquitin associated and SH3 domain containing Bb
Exons: 14
Coding region: 389-2320 (643 amino acids)
Molecular function (GO): protein binding
Source: RefSeq, a predicted model, not a curated record
CAGGGCCAAAAAAUCUCUUUUUCAGUGUACCAAAAUGCACACACCUUGCAAAAAAAAAAAAAAAAGAGACGGUGAAGUAAGAAAGAAUAAAUAUCAAACUACUAUAUAAUGAGUAAGUGAAAAGCUUUACAUGUCUGAUGUGCUCUGCCUCCUGCCUCUGUACUGUAUAUUCAGUGAGCAGAUCUAAUUUGCUGUUUCCUCCAGUGGGCGGAGUAGCAGGGCUCUGCCUGGCCGCACAGCGCUGCUCUCAGCUCCGCUCCGCGUACUUGCCUUCACCCCCUCCACUCAUGCGGACCCGGCCGAAGCUCAUGGACUGAGCCGGUGGUCUGCUGCUGGAGGACUGUAUCGGGCUUUGUAUUGCGGACUGGGUGGAUCCGGUGAGUGGACCAUGGCUGCCAAAGAGGACCUCUACAGUAAAAUCCUGCCUCGGAGACUCCGGCAGAACCGUCCGGGCUCAGUGAAAUGUGGCUCCAACCUGGACGUGCUGUUAUCCAUGGGCUUCCCCAGACCAAGGGCACUGAAAGCUCUGGUAUCGACAGGAGGUCGGAGUGUGCAGGCAGCAUGUGACUGGCUCUUCUCCCAUGUGGACGACCCAUUCCUGGACGACCCUCUGCCCAGAGAGUUCGUCCUCUACCUGCGACCCAGCGGACCACUUCAGAACCAGCUCUCCCACUUCUGGCAGCAGAGCCGGGUCACAUGUGGCAAAAACAAAGCCCACAACAUUUUCCCACACAUCACCCUCUGCCAGUUCUUCAUGUGUGCAGAUCACAAAGUGGAGGCUCUCUGCGAGGCCCUGCAGGCGUCCGUCCAGCAGUGGCGGGGUCGAUUUCCCAGCCCGUUGCCUCUGGAGCUCUACACAUCCUCCAACUUCAUUGGCCUGUUUGUGGAGGAGCAGGUGGCCGACAUACUCAAGCAGUUUGCAGCCGACUUCACCGCAGAGGCCGCCAGGAAGGCAGAGGUCCAUGUGGAGCCUCAUAAGAAGCAGCUCCAUGUAACUCUGGCCUACAACUUCCCCACCAAUCAUCUGCCGUCACUGGAGAAACUGGCCAAGGGCAUCGAGGUGAAGCUGGGCUGUGAUUGGCUGGCGGUCCUGUUCUCCCGGGACAUUCGCUUUGCAAACCACGAGACGCUGCGGGUGAUGUACCCCUACACGCCUCAGAACGAGGAUGAGCUGGAGCUGGUUCCUGGAGAUUUUGUCUUCAUGUCUCCGGUGGAUCAGAGCAGUACCAGUGAGGGCUGGGUGUACGGGACCUCGCUGGGCUCAGGGCUGUCCGGCCUGCUGCCUGAGAACUACGUGAGCCUGGCCGAUGAGUCCGACACCUGGGUCUUCCACGGCUCCCAUUCGUUCUUCAGCUGUGGGCCGAGUGACAAAACCAGCAAAGACAGAGGGAUGUUUGAUGGGCUGCUGGACAGCCGACGCCCUGAUAACACCAGUCCUGGAGACACGCCCACCCUCAGUCUCAUUUGUCAUCCGAUGCAGCAGGUCCUGCGGAUUAGUGGCAGUCACUCCCGGCAGCCCAAGCGGACACUUUUUGUCUGCCGGCACGGUGAGAGGAUGGACGUGGUCUUUGGCAAACACUGGCUGUCACUCUGCUCCGACAGUAAAGGUAGAUAUGUACGCUCCAAUCUGAACAUGCCUCCUAGUUUGCCGCUGUGGGGAGGACAGAGAGACUAUGACAUGGACGCUCCCAUCACUGUGGUUGGAUCCACACAGGCUCGAAUAGUGGGUGAGGCCCUGUUAGAGAGCAACACAGUGAUAGACUUUGUUUACUGCUCUCCCUCUCUGCGAUGUGUUCAGACUGCACAGAACAUCCUGAAAGGGCUGCAGCAGGACGGUAAGCUGAAGGUGCGUGUGGAACCGGGGCUUUUUGAAUGGACCAAAUGGGUUUCUGGGAACUCGCUGCCUGCGUGGAUACCUCCCACUGACCUGGCUGCAGCCCACUUCAGUGUGGACACAACAUACAGACCUCUGAUCCCAGUCAGCAAGCUCACUGUGUCUGAACCCUAUGAGACCUACAUGAGCCGGAGCUACCAAGUUACCAAAGAUAUCCUGUCAGACUGCAAAAACACUGGAAACAACGUGCUGAUUGUAGCCCACGCUUCAUCCUUAGAGGCCUGCACACGCCAGCUGCAGGGCCGCGGCCCUCAGAGCGCCAAGGACUUCAUCCAAGUAGUCCGAAAGAUCCCGUACCUGGGCUUCUGCUCCUGUGAGGAGCAGGGAGACACGGGGGUGUGGCAGUUAGUGGACCCUCCCAUCCUCCCCCUCACACAUGGACCAAACCACUCCUUUGACUGGAGGGAGACACUUCUGCAAGAAUGACAUCUGAUCUGAACCCUGUCCAUCCUUACCAUACUGUGCUCCCUACCACUGACUGCAGUAACAGGUUUCAGACCAGUGACCCCCAAAAUACUGGAAUCUCUUUAAGCCUCUUUACACCUCUGGUGGCUUCGCAGUGACGGUCUGAAGAAGCUUCCUGCAUGUAGAUGAGGAGUCCUAGCCAGUGAGGACUGACUCUGGGUUGAACAAUGAUUAAGCAAAUGUCCACAUCCUUUUUUUUAUUGUUUUAUCAUUUGUUUGAAUGAGGGAGAUGUAAGUUUAGGCAGUAAGACAUGCCAGUCUCAGAAAAUAUUGUGAAAUAAGCACAUUUUAUAACAUACAACAGUAAGAAACAUGUCUUUCUAACAUGAAUGUAUUACAAGAUGUACACAGGACUAUAGUAGCAGUGUGACACUGAAGUAGUUAAUGCCAUUAAAAGGAAAAGCACAGAAGUUCAGCUGCCUGUAUUUUCAGCUAGGAUGACUCAGGUUUUAAUUUUAACUCUGUUUAAAUCUUUUUUUUUAAUGUCGGUAUUUCACUAGCCAAAACAGUUUUAGUUCCUUAUGUAAAAAUAAAUAACUACUUACUGCUAAUAGCUUUACUUGCCCAAACUUGGAAGUUUAAACUUGCCCUAACUCAGCAAGCUAACAUUAAACUUGACUAAUGUCAAACUUGCCCAAACAAAACUCUACUUAUCAUUAAACUUGCCUAAACAUAGCAACCUAACAUUAAACUUGGCCAAAUUUAACUAACUUAUGUUAAACUAACCAAAACUCAGAAUACAAAUAUAAUAAAUGUUAAAAUUACAUUUCAAAAAUUAGCAUUACGAGUAAACAAUGCUAGGUUUAGCAUAACAUGCUAUAGGGAUGUGCUCAUGUAAACAUGCUAAUGUUAACUAAUACUAAAAGUUUGCAUAAUUUGUGUCAGAGAUACCUGAUUUGUGUUUGUGCAUAGUUCACAAAAUUGAAUGAGACUGUUGAGAAACUUGUAAAGAGAAUGUUAUAUUAUAACUGCUUUCCUGUACAGAUCCCACCAUUCAGUAGCAGAGGGAAACAUAUCAGUGCUGGCUUCAAGUCUUCAUCAGGGACUUUCCUGAUCCUACACUGUGGCCCCACAUGUUGUCUCUACUGUGGGAGCACCUCCAGUACAGCAGUGUCUUCUACCAUUAAUGUAGUCUAUUAAAAACAACAACUAUAACAGCACAACCUGCACUAUUGACAAUCAUACAGUAGCUUCUUGAUUCUGCACAUUUUUAAUGUGCGUUUGUUAAAUGUUGUUCAAAGGGUUCAGAGUAGCUGUAUAUAGUCAUAUUUUGAAGGGAAAAAGUCUUCCAGUUGCAUUUUUAUUUAUUUAUAAACCUUCCUUUCAGAUGUUAACAAGCAAAAAUAUUAACAGCAUGCAAGAACUUCUGCUUGGUAUCUCAGGUGUUGACUGCAUUGAAGACAUACAGUACGUAUAUGUGCAGCUCUGAAAACUGUUCCAUUGACUGUGUUGUUGUGAGUGCCUGUUGGACUAAAGUGAUCCAGAUACAGAUGAUGACUGUCUACUCGUAGCUGCAGAAGCUGUAAGCCACAUCAGUUGUAAAUAGAACGUUUUCUCAGGCUCAUGUAGCUCAUUGAGAGGAAGACAAAUUGUCAAAUACAAGCUGAAUCCCAUUUUAUUGUCCACUAUUUUGGAACUCAACAAUGAAAGUUGAAAUACACUCACCAGUCACUUCAUUAGCUAGCAGGGUAACCUAAUAAAGUAGCCUGGCUGCUGCCCACUUCGAUGUGGACACAACAUACAGGUGAUACAAACAGGGCAAAACAUACUUUUUGCAAUGAAUUACAUUUAAUGUGAGUCAUUAGUCAUGUAAAUGUGUUUAUCAUCUGCAAAAUAUCUCAUAAUGAUGCUUUGAUUUUGAACAUGUCACGUUCAAAGUCACUUAAAUCACCUUUCUUCCUGAUUCUGAUGCUCACUUUGAACUUCAGCUUCAACUUAAUAUGUUUGGCUGAUUAUAUAUUUACAUUAACAAGCAGUUGAAAAGGUGUACAUGAUAAAGUGGCCGGUGAGAGUAAAGUUUCUAAUUUUUUGUCAAUGUUGCUGAUGUCUUGAGAGCUAACAAGUACAAUUUGCAUAAAAAUGUGAGUGACUGUGUUAACUGGUGACUUAAAGCUGAAUGCGGGUGUGGUUGGCAUGUAUUUUAAGUUGAUUAAAGUAAAAGUGAAUGCUUCUACAACUAUGAGCAACAAUGGCACAUCACCUGAAUCACCAGUUUACAUGGUCAUCAUUUAAACUGGAGGAAACUUUUGGAGGGUCAACACUAAAGUUGACAAUGCUCAUGUUCAUUAGUUGCAAAAUGAUGUGUUCAGUUCACCAAAAUUAUACUUUAGUGACUGCAUCACAACUUGAUUUGUUCCUGAUUGGAUGUCCUCACUGCAGCGUUAUUGAAAUCUGGCCAUUUUGGAAAUCUUCACUGGGAAACAGAACCCUCUUCUCAUCUCCAACUUCAAUCUGGAGUGAAUAUCAUCAAGUUAAAAAUCAAUUGGUCCAUCCUGUGAAAACUGGGAGCACAGAACAACCUUCCUGUUUCUUUGACUUUUAUCAGUAUCAUUGAAUCUAUUUAAAUCACUGCAUUUUUUCAAAUGCGUUGCUGACAAAUGGAAGCAACAAUGCAGGAAGAAGUGCACUGCUACUACAGAAAUGUGAAAGGUUUUCUCUUUUGAAUGAAACUUAAUUUUUGCCACGACAUAGUGGAGCAGCAUAUGUAGUAUGAAAGAGUUAGAGGCCAGAAGAGAAACGCAGAGGAAGAAGCCAUGUGGUUCCUGUAGUCUUUAUUUAUUGUCUGAACAUAUCACCAAACGUGUACAGUAAUUAACUUAAAGUUUCUUCUUUUGAAAUCUUAUUUUUGUUGAUUUGUAAUUUAAGAUGAAGUGUGUCUGUGGGCUUCAUGUACAUUUUAAUUUUAGCUCUGAAUGUUGUGUUUGUGAAGCGUUGAGUUAUCAAGAAAACAGUUGUCCUUUUUAAACAGCUCCAAUAUUUUCAUAUUUUGAAUACUCAAGAGGGAAAACAAGCAACAUGUCAUUCUAUGAUUUGUGGUUACAGUAUUCAUUUGAUUUUGUUCUGAUUGAAAAUGAAAUAAAAGCAUAAUUUUUUUCUCCAUAGCAAUAAUAUAAAACAACAGGUGCAAAGUUACUAUGUAUCCAUUUGGUUUGCACCUGUGCUGCAAAUAUUGUAAAGGAGUACAAAUCCAAUAAACUAUUGGAACUA